Messenger RNA from Megalopta genalis, 2764 nucleotides. RefSeq names its product E3 ubiquitin-protein ligase NRDP1 elgi (gene elgi). Gene Ontology annotation, molecular function: ubiquitin protein ligase activity; zinc ion binding. Gene Ontology annotation, cellular component: plasma membrane signaling receptor complex. The record is from RefSeq and is a predicted model, not a curated record. Gene Ontology annotation, biological process: protein ubiquitination; regulation of canonical NF-kappaB signal transduction. NCBI's taxonomy places the organism in Eukaryota, Metazoa, Arthropoda, Insecta, Hymenoptera, Halictidae.
UAGGGGCACUACUGCAAUUGUAGUUCGCGCGGUCCCACACAAUCGAAAACAGUUCGGCUGGGUUCGGUUGUGCACGGCGCUGUUGGAUACGUAUGAAAUCGGGUCGAACCAACUGAGUCAAAAAACCAGCUGUAGAGGAGGAGUGAGACGCGCUUGAUUACACCCGUCCGUUCCGUACCAGAAGUAUAGUGAGCAGGCAAUAUGGGAUUCGAUAUGACCCGAUUUCAGGGCGAAGUUGACCAGGAACUAAUUUGUGCGGUAUGCUCCGGCGUCUUGGAGGAUCCAGUCCAGGUGAGCAACAUGUUGCAGGCGCCUGAAUGCGAGCAUACUUUUUGUCGUACAUGCAUUACCGAAUGGAUAAAAAGACAAGCCACCUGUCCUCUGGACCGGACACCCAUCGAUUCCACUCAACUCCGAGUGGCCCCCAGAAUCCUGAGAAAAUUGUUGGCCCGUCUCAGCAUCAGCUGUGACAAUGUCAUGCACGGGUGCCAAGAGAUAGUCAAGCUGGAUAAUUUGGUCUCGCAUUUGGAAAAAUGUGAAUAUAAUCCUGACAGACCCAUGCUUUGUGAACAAGGGUGCAAUGUUGUUAUUCCUAAGAACGAGCUGAAAGAUCACAAUUGUGUCAGGGAACUCAGGAGCAUCAUACACUCGCAGGAACAGAAGCUCAUGGACAUGAAACGUGAGAUGGUUAUACAGAAGUUACAAAUAGCAGAGAAUAAGAGGGAAAUACGCGUGAUUCAUAAUAUUCUUGGUUUACUGAAAUGCGGACCUAUGCAAGAUGUAGGUAUAGUUAGACAAGAGGAAAGGGAAAUUGCAAGGUGGUCUGCCAGUCUUCCUCCAGCAAAAAUAAAUAGGUGGGGCGGAAUGAUUUCCACACCUGAUGAACUGUUACAGUCGAUGGUGAAAGGAACACUGAUGCGUGCUGAAUGCCCACUUCAUGCGAUCGAUCAGCUUAUGGAAAACUGCCACGAGAGAAACUGGCCAUCUGGUUUAAGAUCUCUCGAAACCAGACAGAAACACAAGCGACUGUAUAGCGGCUACGUUUGCAAACGAUUACCCGGCAAGCAAGCAGUGGUGGUCCUCCACUACGAUAACAAGCACAUGCCAGCAUUCAUGAUGGCUCAACCUGGAUUAGUGAUGAUAUUUGCGCAUGGUAUCGAGUAAUAUUUUGUACAGACGCUGUACUAUGCGCAGAAGAUAUUUUGAUGUGCAUUUAUUUUGUUGUUUGUUAACAAUCAUCCGUGAUUAAUCUUCAAGGAAUAUGGAGAUAUCUUUGUAAUUAUGAGCAAGUACCGGGAUAUUUACUGGAAUAUGUCUGUAUUAUGCAUCUGUGACACAGGAUAUUGUCUAAAAAGUAUUGAUACGAGCAAACGGCCGUACGCCAUUUGUGAUAAAACAAUUGUACAGUUACAAUUGCCAUGUAACAAAUCUAUCUAAUUGAUUGUCUGGAUCGUUACACUGUGAUAUACUGCAGUAGUGACUCUCGUAGUGCCGCACAGUUCAGGGAUUCCAGACCGUGAACCUAAUUUCUAUUGUCAUGAAUCCUCAAAAGUAGAACUCUCAUGAACCAAAUUCGGAUUGCCAAAAAGUGAUUUAUUUGAUAAAGUCGGAGGUAAUUUCGGAUAAAGUCUCAGGUGGUGUUGAUUGGGGAAUAUGCACUGCGAGAAUCACAAGAGCCGUGCAUUAUGGAAGCCAUUAUUGUACUGCAUCGAGAAAGUUCAUGAAAUUGCAUGACAAAUAGUCUGCAGUUUUUCUACUUAUCACUGGGAAAGUAAAUAUUCUGUAUAUGUACAUUUCUGGAAAUUCGAUUCUUUAAGCACAAUGAACGGAGCAACUAUUUGUCAACGAUUUCAAGAAAUUUUUUUUACACACAUAGAAAUCUAUAAGUGUUUACUCUAAUACCUUAGACGUGUAAGUAACAGAUGAAUAGAAAUUAUCAGUAUAGUAAUACUUUUAAGAUUUGAAUGUGUUCUAAAAAAUAAGUUUUAGAUGUGAGGAGAGAAAAUUUUGUUCUUGCUUCCUUAACACUAUUUAUAUGAUUCGAAUAAAGUAUUUCUAUGAACACGUACACCGAAAGACAUAUAUAGAGCAACAAUCGUGACUACACGUAUGCAUUUCACAUAUAAUAUUGUGUGCACGUUACUUGGUUCACUGUCGCAAGCAUUUGUUUAUUUAGUUUUCGUGAAGCGUACAAUUUAAGAGAAAUAUUUGUUUCCUCGGGGUUUAAUAAAAAAAAAUUACAUAGUAGUGAUAUUCUAUUUACUUUUUCGUCUUUUUGCACAAAUAUGUUAUUAAAUAAAAUAGAAAUUAUUAAAUGUCACCAUGUGUUGUGUCACAUAGAUUUUCACGUCAUUGCACCGAUACACCACCAAAUAUUUACUUAUAUAAUUGUGCUUAAAAUUUGUUAUGUUUUCUGGCAUAAUUGAAAAGUGAGCUUGCAACUUCGAUGUACUACAUAAUGAGUAAUUGAUUGCAAUAAUUUUUAUAAUGUGAUUUAUUACUUCCUAGACAAUUAUAAAAAGAAAUUUUCCGGUCCAUUGUGAUAUUGACUUUACGGUCAUAGUACUCGGUACAUUAAAGCAUCGACCAGCACAUUUUUCUUGGAGUUCAUAUGUGUACUCAAAGAUUAUAGGCAGCUUUAUACACAGGUUGAUAGUUGUUAUGAUUAUAAUGAGUUUGAUCUUUGUGUAUUGUAAGUCGUUUAUUACAUAGUUUAUUUUAUUUUACGCACGUCAUAAUAAAAAAAUAUGCAAUGAAAUGGGAA